CAUUCACAUUCUGCCUGUCUUUCCUUCACGUUAAUUCUCCUUUAAAACUAUGAAGCUCUAUACAUCAAUUACAAGAGCCGCUCUUACUCUAUGUCUCUUUCCUUGGGUUGCAUUCCCGAUGCAGCUGUCAUUUCGAAAGCUACCCAAACACGGCCAUACUCAGAAUACACACACAGCAUGCACCACCAAGAAUUUAACUCCAUACACUAUGCCCUGGGUCAACGAGCUAGAAGCAAUCUACAACUCGUUCGGCCGAGCUAGAAAUGACUCUGCAUGCCCUACUAAGAUCCCGAAAUGGAACUGUGAGCCAUAUAAACUUUCAGAACAAGAUUUAGUCAAACCAACAGACGUCUGGCGUCUUCGACCACAUGAUAUUAAAGCUGUGAUCUCGAUUGGAGAUAGUAUUACUGCUGGUUUCGCCAUGAUAUCUGGUCGCCCUCCAUUUGCCACAGUUCUUGAGUUUCGUGGCAAAGUUUUCUCAGGCGGGGGUGAUAGUGGUGAAUACACAGUAGCAAAUUUCCUCAAGACCUAUACAAAGGAAGUGAAAGGCAGCCCUUCAGGAUUUACUCUCCCCUUAGCAUUCGGCAAAGGUCUCAACACAGCGGUAAGCGGAGCGAUCGCUCAGACCCUUUCAUCGCAGAUUGAUCACCUGAAACGAAUGUUCAGCUUUGGGGGUAUGUAUCACAAGUACAGAGAUGAAUGGAAGUUGGCUACGGUCUUUAUUGGUGCAAACAACCUUUGUGCUGCAUGUGGGCCUGGUGAAACAGUCCCUGAGAUUGCAGAUCCGGAGGAAUAUGGCGCAGCCCUCAAAUCUGCAUUGCAGGGGCUUCGAGAUUCAGUUGGACCAACAUUCGUUAACCUGGUGGGCAUCUUUGACGUCAGCCUGGUUUAUGAUCUCUCGCGCGGUUACUCCUACUGUGAACUGCUUUUUGACAAACUGCCACUCCCUAUCUGUGGCUGCGCCACAGGUGAUGAGGCCCUCCGACAGAGGGCAGGUGAUUUAGCUAAACGAUACAAUGAGGUUAUGAAAAGAAUUGCCCGAGAAAUCAAUGAGGAGAGUAAAAGCGAAAGAAAGUUUGGGGUGGCCUAUCAACCAGGGUUGACAGAAUUUAAAGAUGGCUCAUCCGCUUAUGGACAAGGGUAUCUGAGUGGCCUAGAUUGCUUUCAUCCAAACAAAUGUGCGAACCAGCUGAUGGCCAUCUCGGUAUGGAACAAUAUGUUUUCGAGUAAUGAGAACAAAGACACACCGAUGGAUCCUAGAAACCUUGAAAUUUAUUGCCCAGGGCCGACUGACUACCUUCAAUGAAUAUUGCCCGUAAAACUAUGUUUCACCUCUGGUAUACUAUGUAUACUGCUUUUGGUGUAAGGAAAAGGGUUUUGCAUUGAGCGUGGGAUAUUUAGCUCUUCUUGCCAAAGUUGGCGAUAUAAGGAUUACAUCUGUCAAUACAAUUCGG
Lobosporangium transversale is the source of this 1454-nucleotide messenger RNA. RefSeq lists its product as hypothetical. The record is from RefSeq and is a predicted model, not a curated record. The coding region runs from base 50 to 1306 and encodes 418 amino acids. The transcript is spliced from 7 exons. Gene Ontology annotation, molecular function: glycerophospholipase activity. Lineage: Eukaryota; Fungi; Mortierellomycota; Mortierellomycetes; Mortierellales; Mortierellaceae. Gene Ontology annotation, biological process: phospholipid metabolic process.